Messenger RNA from Penaeus vannamei (Pacific white shrimp), 3093 nucleotides. Lineage: Eukaryota; Metazoa; Arthropoda; Malacostraca; Decapoda; Penaeidae. The record is from RefSeq and is a predicted model, not a curated record.
AUGCAAGCAUUCAUGAGCACCUCUGUGCCAUCCACCAGAUCUCCCAUAUCAUCCCCAUCAUCCCCACAUUUACCUGCACGGUCCAUUUCUCUGCCUCAGGGUGAUGCAUCUUCAGACUCGACUAAUGCUGACAAGAAUUCAACUGAAACUGUAUCCACUACAAGCAAGGAUGUCACCUUAGACAUUACUACACGUGUUGAAUCUUCUGUGUAUCCUGUGGAAGCUGCAAAUAAUGAGAAAGUAGAGGAUGGAUCUGAGAGUGAUAAGAGUAAGGGAGCUGUUUCUGCACCAGAGAAAAGCUUCAGUGCUGUGCCAGUGCAAGUCAGCAGUAGCGAGUCCAGCAGCAGUUCGUCAAGUGAAAGUGAAUCAGAUUAUGAUAAUGUGCCUUCAGGUCAUAAAAAGUCAUUUGUCCAUAAAAUACCAUCAGCAAUUGAUAUGCGGGAAGAUAAGUUGUUAGCUGCAAAGAAUGAUAAUGUAAGGACAUCUGAUGAUGAUAACAUGGAAGUGUGUGCAUCUGAUGGAGAUGACUUUGGCUUAUCAAAGUCAGGGCAAAAUGAAAAUGAAGGGAUUGAAACCAUUAAUCAGGAGUUAGUGAGAGUGAAUGCUCCGCGGUCUCUUGAUCAGAUGCAAGCUGAGUGCCCAAGCCUUGUUAAGGAGGAAGCACAGCCAGUGGUGAAGCAAAGUGAAUUGAUUGAAUCUCAGAAGGUCGCUGAGUCCCAGAAAUCAAUCGAUGAACUUUUUGAUCAGCUUGCUAAUGAUGCAGUUGAAGACAUUGAAAGGUUUUCGGAAUUGGUAGAGUCACCUGAAGUGAAAGUGAGUGGAGUUUUGCAUAAGGAGCAAGCUCAUUUAAAGGAUAAUGCAGUCAAAGAUAGUGAGAGAAAAGUAAGUGACAGUACAAGUUCAGAACAGAGUGUAUUGACAAGGGUUGUAGCUGAAAAAUCAGCUGGACCCACAGAUAUUGGCAAAGCAAGUGUGCACAGCCAAGAGGAAGUUAAAAGUGAACCAAUGGUAGUUGAACCCUCUAUUGAGAUUGUAAUCGAAGAAAGUUUGUUAGAUGCUGAUGUGUCAGAGAGUAAGUGUUCUCUGAAGAGCCCGAUAGAGGAUGAUGAAGGAUCUGAAAGUAAAAGGUCUCAUAAGAGUACACUAGAUGAGGAUAUCUCUGAGAGCAAAAGAUCCCUGAAAAAGAUCGCAGGAGAAGACCUAGAGAUUGAGGUUAAUCAGACAAGUCGACUCUCUGUCAAGAAAGGUACAUCCAAGACCAUAGCCCGGAUAGCCUCAGAGGAGAGCCUUGGGGACACAGAUUCAGCCAUCUCCACUGGCCCGAGCAAGACUGCCUCAGUGCCUUCAAAACCGAGUGUUCUGGCUGACCUGGAAGGGAUUGAGUAUAUGGACACAGGUGGUGAAAGUGCCAGCAGCCCUGAGGAGGUCUCACACAUCAAAGAAGGCUACACCAAGCUAGGAGCUGAGACUCCCACAACUCCUGUUGCACCACAGAUUUCCAUGGUUGGCAUGGAGAAUUUAUCUGGCUGUGAUAGCAAGUCUUCUGACAGCACAAGUACUGAAUUAGAGGACUCAUCCCAGAAUUCGGUUCCACUGUUAGAGAAUUCACCAGAGGAAGCAAAAGACAUUCCAGAAGAGCCCAGAAGUAUAUCUGAACCACCAUCCUUGAGUGAAAGUAAACCAAAGUUCAGCAGUGAACAGCGUCGUGACUCUCUAGAUGAUUAUGUUACCAAGAGCCGUUAUGAGGGAUAUAUUCCAAGGUUCAAGGAGAGAGUGAGUCCAUUUUGGAUAUGUGAGGGAUUCCCUGAUGUGAGAAGAAAUUCAACUAAAAGUCCUUUAUUCACUCCCACAAAACAAGACAUUGAGGAAGGGAGAAAAAAUGAAAAUCGUAAUGAAAAACUAACAAUUCCUACAACUGAGAAUGUCUCCUUGGCACCUAACACAGCUAAGAAGCAAAUUGAAAGGAGUCUAAAGGGGAAAGAUAAGGAAAAGGAAAAAGAUCUAAUUCGAGAAAUGUCCUCAGUCAUCUCAGGAGAAUUUGCUGGAGAAGUUGAUACGCCAGUAAAUGGAAGUACAGAUAAUUUAACCAAUGGAGAGGUGCCAGAAAAGAAGACCAUUCGUGCUGACUGCAAGAACUUGCAAGAUAGUGUCUUGGGCAGUGGUUCCAAGAGAAGCAUCUCAGAAGUUAGUGGAGAUCUUCCUGAUAGUGGACAGACUUUCCAAGCUGAGGAAAAUAGAUCCAAAGUACGAGUUGGUGCCCUGUUCAGAGAUGACAGUGUUCUUGGAACUGUAGGGAAACAUGGAAGUCUCCAAGAUGUAAAUGUACCAUUUGCUGAUGAUAGCCAAGAUGAAGAGGUGUUUGUAUUAAAGGAAGAUGAGAAAAAUAUUAUAGUAUCUACUAAAAAAGUACCAAAGAGCCCCAGGAAGGAAAAGUCUCCAAGGAAGAGCUCUCCAAUUAAAGAGGUUCCAAGUCCAUCUCACAACAACCUCCCAGCAACACCACUAACACAUCCAGAGCAGUUUGACCAACCUUGUCCAAACGAGAGCUGUUCAAGGUGCCUUACAACGAUAGCUCCAACACCACCUCCAAGGACACAGCAUGCAGCAUCAUUAAAAGGAAUGUAUACUCCGAUAGGAGUAGAGAGGCCCGUCUCAACUCCAAAUCUAAGCACUCUUAAAAAGGGAAGUGUGAGUGAAAGUGAAUGUGACCGGGAAGAUCAAGUCAAGGAUUCUAUAUUAAGAACAAGUGCAACUUCUAAUGGAGAUGAAGUGAGGGCCAAGAACAAAGAACACCAUGUUAGAAAAGAUGUUCCUGUCAAAGGAGAGGAAUCUAGAACAAAAGAUAAGGAGGAACGCGUCAGAGAGUUGCUUGCAGAACAGAGAGAGCAUCGUCAACGAGAACCUGAGGGCAAAAAGGAGGAAUGGUGCAACAAAGAUGACCGUGUCAGGGAGAGACUAGAAGAAGCUGGAGUCACUUCAGGUUUUCACCUCCUCACCAAGCAAAGGUCCAGCUCCUACAGCAACCUUAUCGACCACCAAUACAACGCCAAGCAUAAGCUCAUCAUCAUCUACAAUUACCAAUGCUCCGAGUGA